Messenger RNA from Endocarpon pusillum Z07020, 546 nucleotides. RefSeq lists its product as uncharacterized. The transcript has 2 exons. Gene Ontology annotation, cellular component: cytoplasm. The record is from RefSeq and is a predicted model, not a curated record. The coding region runs from base 1 to 546 and encodes 181 amino acids. Gene Ontology annotation, biological process: glutathione catabolic process. Lineage: Eukaryota; Fungi; Ascomycota; Eurotiomycetes; Verrucariales; Verrucariaceae. Gene Ontology annotation, molecular function: glutathione specific gamma-glutamylcyclotransferase activity; gamma-glutamylcyclotransferase activity.
AUGUUGUACACUAAAAAGCCUCUUGUAAAAGACAAGCGAUUACCUGGAUAUAUCACUGGCUAUGUGAGACGCUUCUGGCAGCAAGGUGGCACCGGAAGUGAGCAAGUAUGGGGAGCAGCAUAUCACAUCGUUCCCUCAAAAGUGGAGGAAGUCAAAGACUAUCUGGACAUCCGAGAGAUCAACGGAUAUAGCGUGCAGUACACAACGUUCCAUGCUGCUCAUCCAGUCUCAAAGCAAAUUCGAUGUCUAGUAUAUAUUGGCAUGCCAGACAACCCCCAAUUCCUGGGUGCUCUGCAUCCUCAAGAUGUUGCUGAAAGGAUCAAUCAAAGUGUUGGCCCGAGUGGAGAGAACCGAGAGUAUUUGUUGCAGUUGGAAGAGAGUUUGAAAGACCUCAGCACAGAAAGUGGAGACGUGCAUAUCAGUGACCUAGCAAGAAGGGUAAGGAGUAUGGAGCCCAGAAAAGGACGUCCAUAUGGAAGUCAAGAUCUCAACCCCCACAAGAUAAGCAGUACUGAAGAGCAAGAAGAGAUAGAAAAGGCGUCUUGA